AUGUGCCCUCUGUCUCGGGCACCCGGUCCUCGGACCCGGAGCCAAAGCCCGUGCGGGACAGCGCCGCUGCUGCUGCCCCAGCUGCCGCUCUUGCUGUUGCUGCUGCUCCCGGCGGCCUGCGCAGCCCAAGGUGUUAUCGCGGGGAGCCCCUUGGCAGUCUCUGAACCACCAACAAGAACAAGGGACCAUCCUGGUCGGUACAAGAUCGUCAGCCCCUCCCUUCUGAAUGGAGAACCAUGGAGUCCACUCAGUAGUAACCCACCUAAGGAUCACCCAGUGCGACUGAGUUUUCGAAUCGAAGUGGACGCUGAGGAGCUGAUCAUACGCCUGGAGAGAAAUGAAGGCCUCUUGGCUGACAACUUCACAACAACCCAUUACCGGGGAGAUGGCACCGAUGUUUCCCUUGAACAAAAUUACACGGGUCAUUGUUACUACCAUGGACAUGUGCAAGGACAUCCUGAUUCGAUGGUCAGUCUCAGCACUUGCUCUGGACUCAGGGGAUUUAUUCUGUUAGGAAGCCAAGCCUACAUCUUAGAGCCAUUGAAGGAUACUGCAGGUCAACACAAGUUCCAGCCAGCAGAGACUCUGCAGACAGCUUGGGGGGCAUGUGGACAGCAGCAUCUCAACAUCUCAGGCAGGACCAUGGAUGGAGUGCAGCGGCCCUCUCACACGUUUACAAGAAGGUGCAAACGGGAGACGCUGAAGACCACAAAGUACGUGGAGCUCGUGAUCGUGGCAGACAACCGUGAGUUUCAGAGACAAGGGAAAGAUGUGGAGAAAGUUAAGCAGCGCUUAAUCGAGAUUGCCAAUCAUGUGGAUAAGUUUUACAGACCGCUGAACAUUCGAAUAGUAUUGGUUGGAGUCGAAGUCUGGAAUGAUAUUGAUAAGUGCUCCAUCAGCCAGGACCCGUUUACAAGUCUUCAUGAAUUUCUGGACUGGAGAAAGAUGAAGUUGCUACCUCGUAAACCCCAUGACAAUGCACAGCUUGUGAGUGGCGUUUACUUCCAAGGAACCACCAUUGGAAUGGCGCCCAUCAUGAGCAUGUGCACAGCUGAGCAAUCCGGGGGCGUAGUCAUGGAUCACUCCGACAGCCCUCUUGGUGCAGCCGUCACCCUGGCCCACGAGCUCGGUCACAACUUGGGCAUGAAUCAUGAUACCCUGGAGCGGGGAUGUCACUGUCAAGCAAUGACUGAUAAAGGAGGCUGCAUCAUGAACCCGUCCACUGGUUAUCCAUUCCCCGUGAUGUUCAGCAGCUGCAGCAAAAGAGACCUGGAGACUAGCCUGGAGAAAGGGAUGGGCAUGUGCCUCUUUAACCUUCCCGACAUCCAAGAGUCCUUUGGGGGCCAGAAGUGUGGCAACGGCUACGUGGAGGAAGGCGAGGAGUGUGACUGUGGGGAACCAGACGAAUGUACCAAUCCAUGCUGCAACGCAACCACCUGCACUUUGAAGCCUGAGGCUGUGUGUGCCCAUGGACUUUGCUGUGAGAACUGCCAGCUGAAGCCCGCCGGGACGGCCUGCAGAGCCUCCAGCAACUCUUGCGACCUGCCUGAAUUCUGCACUGGCACCAACCCACACUGCCCAGCCAAUGUGUAUCUGCAUGACGGUCACCAGUGCCACCGUGUGGAUGGCUACUGUUACAAUGGCAUCUGCCAGACGCACGAGCAGCAAUGCAUCACCCUCUGGGGACCAGGCGCUAAACCUGCCCCGGGGAUCUGCUUUGAGAGAGUCAACUCUGCUGGCGAUCCCUAUGGAAACUGUGGCAAAGACUCCAAAAGCUCCUUUGCGAAAUGUGAGAUGCGAGAUGCUAAAUGCGGGAAAAUUCAGUGCCAAGGAGGAGCUAGUCGACCAAUCAUUGGUACCAAUGCCGUUUCCAUAGAAACCAACAUCCCCCUGCAGGAAGGAGGCAAGAUCCUGUGCCGUGGUACCCACGUGUACCUGGGAGAUGACCUGCCGGACCCUGGGCUCGUGCUGGCUGGCACGAAAUGUGAAGAUGGCAAACUCUGCCUCAAUCGCAGAUGUCAGAAUAUCAGCGUAUUUGGGGUCCACGAAUGUGCCACAAAGUGCCACGGGCGUGGAGUUUGCAACAGUAACAAGAAUUGUCACUGUGAGGCUGACUGGGCCCCACCAUUUUGUGACAAACCGGGCUUUGGCGGGAGCAUCGACAGUGGACCCAUCCGGCAAGCAGAUAAGCGAGGUCUGACUGUGGGCAUCCUGGUGACGCUUCUCUGCCUUCUGGCUGCUGGCUCUGUCACGUAUCUCAAGAGGAAAACCUUGAUCGGGCUGCUGUUUACUAACAAAAAGACCAAGACAACGAUUGAGAAACUAAGGUGUGUGAGUCCUGCUCGGCCAUCCGGCGUCAUGGAGCCCAAUCGCACCCGAACCACGAACCUCAGCCACAGUCUGCUCAGAAAGCCCCCCCACACCAAUACGCCAAGGGAAAAUUGCAGAAGAUUACCAAAGUAUCAGAAUGUCGACAUCAGCCACCCAGUCAAGACCCUUGACUCUUCACCUCCUUGCCUCCUGCUGCCUCUUCAUCAGGGACCAAGUCAUCAGAAUGUGCCUGUGAGACCCCUCCCAGCCAACCCUCCAAUCAGACAGGCCCAGGGAAUGCAUAAGCCAAGCCCUCCCCAGAAGCCUUUACCUGCAGACCCUCUGAGCAAAACCUCCCGGCUUAAUGAAGCCACCAAGAGAAUGCCUGGGCAGCAGGAACCUGGUCAUCGCAUCAUACCCAUGAGGUUGGUAUGCCCCUCUAACUGA
Molecule: messenger RNA, 2757 nt
Organism: Trichosurus vulpecula (common brushtail)
Lineage: Eukaryota; Metazoa; Chordata; Mammalia; Diprotodontia; Phalangeridae
Gene: ADAM12
Product: ADAM metallopeptidase domain 12
Exons: 22
Coding region: 1-2757 (918 amino acids)
Biological process (GO): proteolysis
Molecular function (GO): metalloendopeptidase activity
Source: RefSeq, a predicted model, not a curated record